AUGUUUGAUACAUUUGAAGAAAGAUGUCGGUCCAUUAAACCUCCAACAGAGAUGUCCUUUAUAACAGGCGGUGUAACCAUCUUGCUCAUCCUCACUAAUAUUCCUGGAAAUAUUCUCGUCAUCCUGGCCGUUGUUUUGGAUCCAAACAAAAACUUGCGAACUCCUUUCAACUGGUUAGUGGUAAAUUUAGCAGCUGCUGAUAUAAUGGUUGGCAUUAUCGCUCAGCCUCUCGCGGUUUAUUUUCACAUCAAAGAAGGUUUGGAAGACGGAGUUGACGCUGAAGAAUCAAUAGCAAUCUACAUAGUUUACUUCACUUCGUGUACAGCAUCUAUUCUUAGCGUUUCAAGUCUCGCUGUUGAAAGAUAUUUGGCUGUAAGGAAACCAAAUACUUAUCGUACUAAGGUGACUAAUAAACGGAUUUUGCUAACAAUAGCGAUUAUUUGGGUGAUUUCUUUGAGUUUACCUAACAUCAAUCUUAAUGUUGGUUUUUCUACAUACGCAUUCAUAUUUACCAACAGCUCUGUGGUAGUGGGUGUAAUAAUAAUUUGUAGAACAUAUACUCUGGUGAAGCACAAAGUUAGUAUGAGUGAAAUGAGAUCCCAUCAUGGGCGGUGUAGGUCGAUUCUUUUAACUUCAGGAGAAGGAGGAAAUAAACCAUCGCAACACGAAAGCCCUUCAGCUGUCAUCACAGAGACAGAUUACCCAAAUGCUAGAACUCAAAACAGACAUUCGUUCGAACAAAAUGCUCCAUCAACUUCAACAGAAAAAAACUUACCAUCGCAAGUUCGAAGCCCGCUUCCAACUGUCAACACAACCAUAAGUUCCUCGAACGCUAUCACUAGCAGCAGGCAACUGUUGGAAGCCAAG
Paramuricea clavata is the source of this 867-nucleotide messenger RNA. NCBI's taxonomy places the organism in Eukaryota, Metazoa, Cnidaria, Anthozoa, Malacalcyonacea, Plexauridae. The record is from the annotation of a GenBank genome assembly.